UGGUUAUCUUUAAAUAAAUCUCUAGAUAUGCAAGCAAGGAAAUUUUUUAUAAGAAAACUGUUUGUGAUAGGAACUAAACUGAAGAUGAGCCCCUUUUCUGUCGAUAUCAGAAUAGCUGCUCUACUCAUGGUCAUUUGUUAUAUUGGUAGUGCAACAUCAACUUUAUGUCAGGCAGGAGAGGUUAAUUUCAUGAGUUACCCGAAAUCGCCAUUUCCACAAGAAAAGAGGAUAAAGUUUGAACAACCUUUCAUAGAGAGACCAGUCGUAAUGUAUGCCAUUAAGAUGAUAGACGCCCAAUAUAACACCAAUACCAGAAUCAAGGUCAACUUACAAUGGGUACGUCCAGAGAGAUUCUCCAUCUUCAUGACGUCAGCCUACGACAGUAAGCUGUUUGGUCUAGGGGUGUCUUGGAUGGCCUGUCCAUAACAAAAAUAUCAUAUGCCUUCCAUUUAAUAAUUUUAAAUAUUCAUAAACUCAUUAUUAUUCAUAAUGAAUCAAUAGAACACACGUACAUGUCAUUAUUAUGUAAAUAGUUUUAUAUAUGCUUUGUAAAUGAUGUUGAGAUGAAAAUAAAUUGAUUUCUUUGUU
Molecule: messenger RNA, 588 nt
Organism: Saccostrea cuccullata (small rock oyster)
Lineage: Eukaryota; Metazoa; Mollusca; Bivalvia; Ostreida; Ostreidae
Exons: 5
Coding region: 28-426 (132 amino acids)
Biological process (GO): cell adhesion
Molecular function (GO): carbohydrate binding
Source: RefSeq, a predicted model, not a curated record